GAAUCGACUCCUCAAUCCAGUGUAUAUUUUCCAGCGCUAGACAAGUUGAUUUUUCGUCUGUUCGUGCAUCAUCUUAAUUUUGGUUUUAAUUUUUGCAAUAGUGUAAUAUUUUCCAGUUUCAAAUCAAUAUUAACCAAAUAUAAAUAAAAUCGAAAGCUCGAAAUCACCGAACGGAAGUUUGACGAGCGUGAGAGCUAGGAAACGGAAAAUCCCCUGAAGGGUGUGAUUCUGUGUGAAAACCGGAUCGCGAACGCGAAAUUUUCCUCCGGAGUUCUUUCUUGAGUUUUUCUGUGUGGCGCAAAACACGAAAGGUUGUUCCCGGGGAGAAAAGUUUUCUUGAGCUAAAGAGCAGCGGAAAGCAUCGUCGAUAGCUAUACGCGCAUAUAGCGUGUUAAUAUAAUAUAUACAAAAAAUAUAUUGUAGAAGGAAAAAAAAGAGCCACGGGGCGUAGCCUUUGCUGCCCGAACGAGUGAAAUUCCAGGGAGUAAUCUCGAAGUGAGCGCGCGUGUGAUAAGAAAAUCUUCUGGAAAGUAAAAUAGUGUGUUCAAUCCGCCAUUUCCGCCGAUUCCGAUCUGGGACGCGGUGUAGCUCCGAUAGCGAUUGAUAAGAAUUUUCUCCCAUCACGAAGAGUUUUAACUAAGCAAAGUUGUGGAAUUAUGUGUGUUUUUAUUUCUAAAUCUCGAUCCCCUAAGUGAACUGGAUUUUGAUUUUCCUCGCGCGUCGUCUUGUCGUUGUGGCUGUCUCGUCUAUUUCUAUCCCGAAGCACACAUACACCGGAAAACGGUCUCCCGGCAGCAGAAAUAUCCCGCUCCGGACCAGGAAGAAAAAUUUGGCGUUUGGCGUUUUUUUUUCCCGGGAGUGCCCCUCUUCUGAAGGAGAAAAUCCCCUAGAAGUAGGCAGAGAACGAGCGCAGGAAAAAAAACCACAGUAGGGCAAGUGCAGCGAAGCGGAAAGCAAACGCGGAAUCUACUCCACCCUUUUUUCAUUGUCGUUGUCGUCGUCUUCGUCGUUGUCGCCUAAUCAAACCAACAACAACAGCAACCAAACAAAAUAAGACAAAAAAAAAUUAGAGCAAACGGAAGAAUAGUUUAUCGCAAAUUUACACACGAUUGGAGGUGCUCCAGAGCAAGGCAGCAAGACCAGAGAUAUAAAUUUCAAACCCAAGAGAUAACACCAACUAAGUCUAACUAAAGGCGUUUAAGUAUUAUAAAUACAACAGAAACAGCAAACACCUAGCGGAAGGAAUAGGCGACCGUUUUUCCGAUCCCGGAACAAAUGUGCUGAAACAACGCAAAAGAAAAGUCGACAAUUUCCAGAGGAAAAAAAACGGGAAAGGAAGAAAGUGGAAGAGAGCAGAGGCAUAACGGGAUCAUAGGUGAUAAGGAAAUUUUACAUCUUGUAAUCUUUUGGAUGCACUUUCAUGAUAUAAUAAGAUACUAGGGAAGAAAUUAAGACAACAACAAAAACGAGGAAACAUUUUUGAUAUUCGGAUUUGGAUCUCUUUCCUUGGCAAACAACGCGAGUUAUAUACAAGAGGAAAUAAGAAAUUCAAGGAAAAUAAAACAAUAUACAAUAUUUAUAGCGAAAAGAAACAACCGAGAUAAGAAAAGGAUCAAUUGCUUCCUAUUUACAAUAUAAAGAGUAAAAGAAAAACCAAACCUAGCAAAUAAUUAGCAAAGAAAACGACCGACCGACAGACCUACUCUAAACGGCAGAGGACUAAAGAGCGACAUCCCCGAAAGCGAGGGUCUCCAGAAAAUACCCGAAUCUAGCUAAAACGAACAGACAGACAAAGAAGCAGCAAAGGAGAAGAAGCCGCAGCAGCACUUCGUUACCACAAAUCCACCUAACUUUUCAUAGAGCAUCCACAUUCCGCGAAGGAGAUUCCCGAGUUCGUGAGCAAAAAUCUGUGUGUAGCAACGUACGUACCUAUUACCUACUACUAUCCACAGAUCCAACAGCAGCAGCAACAAAACGAAAAUCAAGAGUUAGAUUAACGACAAUCAACAACACUUAGCAUUCAAAGCGCUGAAGCAGCAUCAACCAGCAGCAAACAAAACCAGAAGCAAACCAGGAGUGAAAUUUACCCAAUACCUCUAGAGGUACUACUAAACAGCAACUACUACAACUAGACGAUCCCCCCGAAUUCCAAAAAUCAAAGAGCAAAAACCAAAGGGAAGCUAGCUUUUCCUCGAGAUCCGGUACCACUAACCAGAAGCUACCAGAGUUCGCGUUAUUCAAGCAAAGAGCAAAGCAAAAAUUACCAAUCUUCUUUAUAUUGAAAGAGAAAAUUAACCUAUUAAGAAUUUGCAGAAAUUAUCUUUAAACAAAAAAACCAAAAAAAAUCCUAGCUAGAAUACAGCGAGUGCAUAGCACAACCACAAAAAAAAGAAGUUGAUAGUGAUUUAUCGUCGUUGUUAGACAAAAAGGAAACAAUCCAAGCAACAGCUAAUCCAUCCAAAGUAGUAGCGAAAGCAGCAGAAACUAAAGUAGAGAACGAGAGUAAGCAAAAGAUAAUAUGAUGGCGAACGGACUGGAGACAUCGCAACAGAACGGCCGCUCCGGCUCGAUCGGCAGUGGACAGGAGGACAGCAAGACGAACCUGAUCGUGAACUACCUGCCACAGACGAUGACCCAGGAGGAGGUCAAGUCGCUCUUCUCCAGCAUCGGCGACGUCGAGAGCUGCAAGCUCAUUAGGGAUAAGGUAACCGGUAAGUUUGAAAGACAAAGUCUCGGUUACGGCUUCGUCAACUAUCACCGUCCGGAGGACGCAGAAAAAGCAAUAAACACUUUUAACGGGUUAAGACUACAGAACAAGACGAUCAAGGUGUCGUUUGCGCGACCGAGCUCGGACGCCAUCAAGGGCGCCAACCUGUACGUAUCGGGCCUGUCAAAGAGCAUGACCCAGCAGGAUCUGGAGGCGCUGUUCCAGCCGUACGGACAGAUCAUCACGUCGCGCAUCCUGUGCGACAACAUCACCGGCCUAUCGAAGGGCGUCGGCUUCAUCCGGUUCGAUCAGCGCACCGAGGCCGAACGGGCGAUCCAGCAGCUGAACGGGACGACUCCGAAGGGCGCCUCCGAACCGAUCACGGUCAAGUUCGCCAACAAUCCGAGCAAUAAUAUCAACAAGGCGAUCCCGCCACUCGCUGCCUACCUGACUCCGACGCCAAAUCUGCGACGUUUCCCACCGGGUCCGAUCCAUCCACUGGGCGGACGAUUCAGCCUUCCCUCUAAUUUCAGUCGCUACUCGCCGCUUACCGGAGACCUGGGCACCUCGGUUCUGACCGCCAACGCCAUCAACGGUUCCGGCUGGUGCAUCUUCGUGUACAACCUGGCCCCGGAAACGGAGGAGAACGUCCUGUGGCAGCUGUUCGGACCCUUCGGUGCGGUCCAGAGCGUCAAGGUGAUCAAGGAUCUGCAGACGAACAAGUGCAAGGGCUUCGGCUUCGUCACGAUGACCAACUACGACGAGGCCGUCGUGGCCGUGCAGUCCCUCAACGGAUACACCCUCGGCAACCGGGUCCUGCAGGUCAGCUUCAAGACGAACAGCACCAAGUCCAAGAACAACUAAAAAUGGGAAAAAUUUUAAGUUUCCACUCACUAACUAUCCCUCGAGUGAACAUUGUGUAGCCCGCACAAUCUCGGGUUAUCUCCCAGUCCCACGUGAAAAAGUCAUACAGAAACUCACACAUUAAAUUCACGCAUGAUUCACCAAACCUCUUUGAAAGUUCGACUUAAAACAACACACACCUUGUUCCUUAAUGUCCCGUUGAUCCGUAAAAAUCCAGUUAAGCAAAAAGCCAAAUACCGAAACAAGUAGCGUCUGUGUUCUAUGUUCGCGGUGUCCUAACGGAUGCCUCUUUCAUUAACCUUGGUUAGCAGCAAAAACAGCACGCGCAGAACAAAGGAGACAAAACGCAACAUCAUCGGUUGUGUGUACCCGACAUCCACAUUCCAGCAACCGAACUACGAAGAUGAUGAAGAACAUAGAGGAAAUAUCAACAAACUUGCAACAAAGUGAGAAUCGAAACGAAACGUCAAAUAUCAACUUGAGAAUCGAUUGGAUAUUAUAACAUAAAUUUACGCGAAGAAAAAACUAUACGAAGACGAAGUAAAACAACAGAAAGGUGCAAUAAUAUUUCAAAAAUAUUGUAAAUAGACGAAAAAAUCAACCAAAACAACAAUUUGAUAUUUCCUAAACUAGCGAAACAUUUAACAGAGAAAAAACAAACAAACACAGUCGACUUACUGGUGAAGCAUAGCAUAGCAGAAUCAUUUAAGCAAACAGCUACACGGAGAAACAACAACAACAAAAACUCUUAAAAAAUUCAUUGUUAUUAGCUUUUGUCUUUGGGGACUCCCCGUGGCCACCGUGUUUGACAAGUUAUCCUUCGUUUGACGCCGGCAGCCAUCCGGUGGACUGACUGUUCAAUGCCCGCGCAGCUCCCAGCCGAUCAAAACAAAACACUUUAAAUUUAGCUAAUUUUACCAAACAAAAAAAAAACAAAACAAACGCUCAAUGUUUACCGACACAAGCGCGGCGAAAACGAGGGAAGGGUGAGGUAGCAAGAAAGUACGCAGAAGACGAAAACCUAUUAAAACAAAUAUAAAUGUGCAAUAAUGUAUUAGAAAGGUACUCUAUAUUAAAUAAAUAUUAGCGAAAUUGAAAAUAACUAAAGAGAAAAAAAAACGGCGACGCGGAUACACGAAUUCGGUUGGACUGGGAACACUGCCGGGCGAUUUCCACCGGUCCACCCGGAGCGGUGCUUGUGUGCCAUUUGUUUACCACUGGAAGCCACGAAGCCCCGGGCAAAAGCUGAAUGAUCUCGUAACUAAAAUUGAUUCUAAUCUAAUGAUGAAAGAAAAAAAAAACAAAUGAAAUAUUAUUAUUUAUGUACUCAUUUAUAUUCUUAAAUGUUUCAAUAUGUCAAGAAGAAAACAAACAAAAAAUCAUAAACAACGCGUAACUUGUAAGGAAGAAAGUGAUGGAAGGGAAGUGAAAUAAGUUCUCAUUUGAUUAACCUUAUAAUUAAACAUAUAUAUUUAUUAAAAACGCUAAUUUAUUGAAUCGAUAUAUACACACUUAAUGCAAUACGGUAAAAAUAAACGCUAAUUAUCAAUGGAUUUUUGAAUUUUAAAACUCACAACCUCUUAUUAACAUGGAGAAGAAGAAAAAAACGAGCAAACAUAACUUUUGAGUAUAUUCUCCCUAUCUCUCUCUGUAUUCCAUUAGUACCUACUUAUUCACAGUCUCACACACGUGCAAACCUUAUAAUCUCACUUCGUUAGCCGUGUAAUUUUUAAUCGAAUCUCUCUCUAUUGCUACCGAAUGGCACACCCGAAAUAAGUAAUGGCAAGCACCUUUUCCUCGAUCUCGAUCUGUAUGUAAAUCGUUUCGCUAUUUCAUACCCCCUAAACGAGUUCAAUCAACUUUCGAACAUUUUCUUCUCAAUACACCCAAGAAAAAAAUAGGUAAUCGAACAAUCGAAAACCGGAAAAUGUUCACAACAACACGCAGAGAAAAGUUUUUUCCUAAAAGAAGGCAAACGAAAAGGAAAGGGUCGUCACCAGGACAACCAAAUUUCGGGUCUAAGCAAUGGUGGUUAUUGGGAUUGGGCCUGCUAAAAAGAAUAAAGCCUGCUCUUUACUCUUACACAGAUUUCCAUAAGAAUGACAGCUAAUCGGAGUGAAAUUGGAGUGAAGGCUGUUUCUCUCUCUGUUUAACACACGAGAAAUCGUAUACCGGGACUGCGAGCGCGCCCAUCGCCCAUUGACACCAGAAAAAACGGAGAGUCACACACCAAUACACACAAAUUCUCAGCAAACGCUUUCAGAAACCCAUUCUAGUCACCGAUUGUUUAUUUUUUAUCAAACCUUUUUUAAUUAGGUGUUAAUUUUUCUUCCUGUGUGUUUUGGUUUGCAAACCACAAAAGGUGACGCGUUUUGUUUUGUGGAACCUUUGACAGCAAGCAAGCAUUCAAAAGCACAAAUACAAGGGCGCGGUUGCCCAUCGGGAAACCGUGUUGCCAGAAGCGCAAGCUAUCUCGAUAAAUGAAAUUGUACCGUACUGCAAAACUAAUUUUUAGUGUUAUGUUAAUAGUGUUUAAGCAGCAUGCAGAAUAAAAAAGAAAGAAGAAAAAAAAACACAAAUUUUCCGUGGUUCGUACUUGUUUUUAACGUAAAAAAAUGAAUUAAGCAAAUUUGACGUGUACCAAUUAAAUAUUCGAAAAAAAUACUAAAAAAAUGUUGGUAGUGAAAUUUUACUUCAGUGGGUUUUUCUCUCCUCCUCUUAUAUCAAUGUUUAUAUUCGUGAUUAAUUUCUUAAACUAAAUUUAUAUUAGUGGAACUAAGUUAAGGAAUUAUACAGACUAAUCGAAUCAAUCCCCAUUGCGCUUGAAAAAGAAGAAAAUAAUAAAUGAAGAGGAAAAACUUGAAACAUUCCGAAGAAAAAAGGGUGGACGAAUAGGAGAAUCAGUAAUUGCCGCUUAUUCCGACACUAUCUCUGUUCCUUUCUAAAUUCUGACAACGGAAGUAACUAAAUCAAUUCACCUAAAAUUGAGCAUGACUCAAAAAAAAAAGCGAAAAUUGAGAAUCACACACAAGUAUUAGCAAACUAAAGCAAAUCUAGUUGGAAAAUGGUUGGAUGAGCAAUGAUUUUAUUCGCGAAUAAAACUAUUUUCCUCCAUUUUAGUCAAAAUUUUAUUGAUUAGAUAUAUUCAUAUAAUUAUUCGAAUCCAAGGCAAAGAAAGUCAGCGGUAUAUAUGUUAAGAAAAAAAAGUAAAUUAUCAAUGCAUUUAUGUCAUCAUUAAUAAUAUGUAUUCCAAUAAACAAAAGAGAAAAUGACACGUAGUAGAAAUGAUCAGCAUUUGUAAUUGUUUUGACAGAUCGCGUUUGUUUACAAUAGAACCGUUCAGGGUGAAGGAGUGCUCAACACUCCAACAGACAUGAGUCGCAUAGCAACCAACAAUCAAUCAGGAUCGCCUGCAGAUGUCGGUCAGGGUCUUACCAUCGCACCGAUUUGGAUUUGCUUCACUGAAACUGGACGGUGAAUCACAUACUCUUCUAAUUUGCUUAGAUUGCAUACACUCAUUUAAGGAAGGAAUGAAGCAUUUUGUCAAGAAUUGGAAAUAAACGGGGAAAAAUGUCGCAAAACAAAAGGAGCAGAAGCAAAAUAUUCAAAAGCAAAUCUAUGAUGAUAUGUAUCCACACGCGCAAACAAAACGAUUAGUUCAAUAAUGUGUAUGUGUAAUAAUUUAAAACAGCAUAGCCUACUGUUCGGGUAUCAUACAGAAACACACAAUAAUUUAACCUUUCUUUCCUAACUUAUCUUACGCACACAAAAAAAAAAAGAAGAACCACAGUGACACAAAACCAAAAACACAAACAACACACGCAAAAGCAAAAAAAAAAACAAACAAAACAAGGUGAGCAAACUCGUCAUUAGUAUUGAUAUUGAAUUUUAUGUAUUCAAAGGUAAAAAGAAAAUAAAGAAAAUUAUAAAAUACAUGUUAUAUUUGCAUAUUAUUAUAAAAAAAACUAUUCUAUUAUCAUUCAUAACGAAAAGAAAACAAGAAAAAACCAUAGCGAGAACAAGAAGAGGAAGAACCUAUUUCAAAUUUAUCACACUAAUUUUCCAACGAUAACCAUUUUUCCCUGAGCUGUAAGCAGUCGUGUAACUGUCUCCAUUUACAGGAAAGUAAUUAAAACUCAACCCAAACAACAACAAAAAAACAUUUUUACGAAACCCUAUACGCGCGAGUUAGCCAUCAAAUAAAACUGUUGUUUUUUACACUAGACUUGAGAAAGUAAACGCAACCCUAACGACAAACAAAAAAAAAUGAAACAAACAAAAGCAAAUAAUCCCGAACAGCAAACAAAAGUUAAAAAGUUGGAAAACAAUGAGACUGGAUGUAAAAGUUUUUAAAAAACUCACUGAUAAGAAGAAAGAAUUUGUAUUCAGCAUGUACACGAAAUGACAGAGCAGCAGCAGCAUAUACGGGGAAAAGAUAGUGAAAGCAAAACAAAACCACAACCAAAAAGAUAACUGAAACACUUCCAGCAGAACAGGACUGUCAAAAGAAAACACAGGUAAACAAAAGAAUAGAAACAAAACCCGGACAAGAAAGCACAACAACAGCACCGAGAAAUCUCUAGUGUGUUGAGGAAAAAGCGCAGAGCAAAUGUUUGAGGCAAGAACAAUAUAUUCUUUGCGGCUGAAAGAGAGCAAACUAGCCGAAACGUCAACGAAUACAACGAGCAAAACAAAAGAACAAAGCAAAAACUUAACCGAAAAAAAACAAACAAAACAAAAUUUGUUACAUUGUGCAAACAAGAGAAAAAACCGAAACCACAAUAAACUGUCAUUUUACACUUCAGUCCAUUGUGUGUAUGCAUGCGUCUGUGAACGAGCAAAAGAGAGAAACACCAAGAAGAUAAGACGAUUUUUAAAACCGAACGACAUUGAAUUGACCAUUUCCCUCUUUGACAGUUCAAGAGCGAGUAUCCCAGCCAGACGAUGAGUUAGUUUUAUCCAGUUCUUGGUUUUACGCACACGUUUACUUUUUCUCCGAGAUAGAUAACGCAAAACCAGAAACAAUAGAGAAGACUAAAAACACGUCAAAACCCAGAUGAUACGAAUCUCCCGUAUGACAAAACAAUAGAAACAUCUAUACAAAUUCAAUCUCCAUCCAAGUUAGCCAGAUGAUGAUGACAUUUAACUGAUAAAUUCAAGUUACAACAACUAUCAAUCAGCCAGCUUACGGUGUGCAUGAUGAUUGAACGCUAACCAGUCACACGACACCAUGUUUGACAGCUUUAAGCCUACUUACUUAGAGAGUGUUGGAUCAAUCAGAAGAAAAUGUAGCGCUGCGCGCUGUAGGAAAAUUUGUCGCUCCGUAAUAAAUACGCUUAUUUAGAUUCGAAAACAAGUUAUACUCUUCCCUCGAAAGAAAAGAAAACAAAACAUAACAGUACUAUUGAUGAAAACUCCCCCCUCCAAAAUACUCAUUCAUGAACCACUACAACACAAUGACACUUUCCCUUUCCUAGCGCAUCAUCUAGCAUGUGUAAAAUGUCAAGCAUCGGUCUAAAGCCGCCAAUUAGUUCGGAAAAUGUCAAUCAAUCACAGCGGAAACAAAACAAUAAACAACAACCAUAGAAAAAAAAAUCAUGAACGGAAUAAAACAAAACCAAAAUCCACAGAACUCUAGCUGAAAAACAAACAGUACUAUUUAGCGUCGUUUUUUGUAGCCACUCAUCCAAAUAGCAGAGAAGAAACAAGCCCGCAGAAUUCAAGCAUAUAUGCAUUAACGACAAUUCUAUAGUGAAAUUUAAAUUUUUUGACAGAAACAUAACAAACCGAAGGAAGAAGAGAAGAGAUUAAAAGAAGAAACAAACAAACAAAAACAUUUCUUGAUUUCCAACUACACACUCUAUAUUCAAAUGGACAGGAAGGAAGAACGGUUCGAACGGAAAUAGAAAGCAGAAGCAGCAAAGAAAUAUGUAAUAAUUAAAGAUUAACAAAAAAAAUAAAUAUUAUCAGUAUUCAAAAUCCCCAAAUUAAUGGAAAAGUAAGCUACAAAACCUAUUUAAUUGAUUUUUAUGUCAUUUUAGAAAAAGAGGAAAACGGUAAUAAAAGCAAAUAAAACCAGUUUAAAAACAA
Uranotaenia lowii is the source of this 9661-nucleotide messenger RNA. RefSeq names its product ELAV-like protein 2. Gene Ontology annotation, molecular function: RNA binding. Bases 2519 to 3571 code for a protein of 350 amino acids. The transcript has 4 exons. Gene Ontology annotation, cellular component: ribonucleoprotein complex. Lineage: Eukaryota; Metazoa; Arthropoda; Insecta; Diptera; Culicidae. The record is from RefSeq and is a predicted model, not a curated record.